This is a messenger RNA of Plectropomus leopardus (leopard coralgrouper), 3466 nucleotides long. It is a transcript of the gene secisbp2, whose product is annotated as SECIS binding protein 2. Gene Ontology annotation, biological process: selenocysteine incorporation. The record is from RefSeq and is a predicted model, not a curated record. Lineage: Eukaryota; Metazoa; Chordata; Actinopteri; Perciformes; Serranidae. Gene Ontology annotation, cellular component: mitochondrion; ribonucleoprotein complex. Gene Ontology annotation, molecular function: mRNA 3'-UTR binding; ribonucleoprotein complex binding; selenocysteine insertion sequence binding.
GAACAGGUUGCUUAGCUUGGUUAGCCAACACACUGUUGCUGUAUGAAGAUAAAUGUAUUAUCGCUGUAACGGGAAGUUUGACAACACGUGGAGGAUCGAGUGAACAUGAGGACAUGUGACUACGUAUAGGAAAACCUAAAGAUGGACAAGGAGAGCAAACUGUCAUCUGCUGUCCAGUCUCAUGACCACAAACAGCAGAGACGGAGAGAGGAGCCUGCUGAGACACACAGGAGGAUGUUACCAAACCCUCAUGUGUCAGACCAGAGUCUGAGAGGGAGUCGGUCAUCAGGUCUGAGCCCAAAGCAGAAUCCACCAAAUUCAAGUGGAGUUUCAGCAGGAAAAGGAGGAGAUGUGUCAAGGAGUCACGGCUACAGCAGCAGCCGGCGUGUCAGAGACACCAGCGGUGAUUUCCUGCACAGAGACAGGACCACAAGGGACCCACAGGCAAAGACAUUAAGAGGAAACCAUGGCUCCCCCGCUCAAGAUAGAUUUAUGGGCAAGAACUCACUGGAUGCACAGAAAAAAGGUUUUAGAGGUGCCAGAUCUGCCCCGAACUCUGCAGGGAAGUCAAAACCGACACAGGCAGACUUGAUCCCAUUUGAAGUGAAGAUGACUGAUUUCCCAGAGUUAGCUGGUGGCUCUGCAGACAAAGCAGGUCCUCCUGUUGCUCAGAGAGAGUGCUGGGGGCCAACUCAGAGUCAGACAUCCUCCUGGAAGUCUGUAAGAAGAGGAUCCCCAACACAGCCUGAACCCCAACAAUCUGCCACUAUCGCUAGGUCAGAUUCCUCUGCUGCUUCACCAGGUCAGCCUUUGGUGACCUCCUGGGCUAAUGUUGCCUCUCAGCCUCCAAAGAAACCUGCUCCUAAAGAGAAGACAAUCAGCAGCAACGACAUGCAGACGGAGGAAAUGGAUGCACAGCAGGAAGAGGGAGCACAAGGGAAGAAAAAACGCAAGAAAAAGAAGAAGAAGGCUAAAGGUGUCGGUGAGGAUGCAGAGGCUGAGUCAGAAGAGCCGGCAAUGUAUCAGGAGCCUCCAAAAUUUGAGGAUGAAGAGGAGUUUCCGGGGUUGAUUCCUGCUCUGACUGUGACUGACAGAUUGGUAUCAAGCAGCUAUGCAGCAAAACUAUGCAAUGGGGAAAACCAAAGAGAAGGUGUUCAGCAUCAGUCUGCCGACCAAACCAAGGAAAAAUCCCCUGCAGCAAAACCUCAGCUCACAGAGACAGCUAAGAAAGGACAGAAAGCUGAAAAAGUGUCUGGGAAGAAAAGCAAAGUUCCCGUUCAGCUGGACAUCGGAAACAUGCUGGCUGCUCUGGAGAAGAAGCAAUCCCAAAAAGCUAAGCAGGACGCCAAGCCAGUCAUUCUCUCAGUUGGUGGAGGAUUACCUGUCGUCCAGAAGCAAGCAUUAGUCCAGAAGAAGCCGCCCUGGCAGCAGGAUAAAAUCGCACACAAUCCGCUGGACUCCACCAGCCCUCUGGUGAAGAAAGGCAAGCAGAGAGAAGUGCCCAAAGCCAAGAAACCCACUCCUCUAAAGAAGGUCAUUCUGAAAGAGAGAGAGGAGAGGAAACAGAGACGAUUGCUGGAGGAGAGAGGGCUGCUGCCUGAAGAUGAGCUCAAACCUGCUAAUGAUGCAGCACAAGAAGUAGAGCAGAGUGACACGAAUGUCACAGCAUCAGAUGAGGUUGGGAGUCCUCCAGAGGAACUUGAUGAUCUGUCAGAGUUAAGUGAAACAGUUCAGCUGGUGAAAGAAGCUGAAGAAGAAGCCGACAAAGACAAGAUCAUAGAGCAACAAACCACCUCUCCUGUGCCCUGCCCAGCCAGUCGACCCAAAAUCCACAGCAGAAAGUUCAGAGACUAUUGCAGCCAGAUGCUGAGCAAAGACGUGGACGAGUGUGUGACGACUCUGCUGAAGGAGCUGGUUCGUUUCCAGGACCGCCUGUACCAGAAGGACCCCAUGAAGGCUCGCAUGAAGAGACGCAUUGUGAUGGGGCUCAGAGAGGUCCUGAAGCACCUCAAACUCAGGAAGGUCAAAUGUGUCGUCAUCUCACCCAACUGUGAACGCAUCCAGUCCAAAGGAGGCCUGGAUGAGGCUCUUUACACCAUCAUCGACACUUGUCGUGAGCAGGGGGUACCGUUCGUGUUUGCCCUCUCCAGGAAAGCUUUGGGUCGCUGCGUCAACAAGGCGGUGCCCGUCAGUCUGGUGGGCAUCUUCAACUAUGACGGUGCACAGGACUUCUAUCAUAAGAUGAUCGAGUUGUCGUCUGAGGCCAGGAGAGCGUACGAGGUGAUGGUGUUAAGUCUUGAGCAGACAGGACAGGCAGAGACAGAGGAGGAGAGGAACACGGAGGAGGAGAGGAACACGGAGGAGGAGAGGAACACGGAGGAGGAGCUGCAGAUCGGCAGCCUGGCUGAGGACGCUGAUCCGUCUCCUGACACCACACAGCAAGAGGAACCAGAGUACAUGAAAAUUUGGAAGAAAAUGUUGGAGAAAGACUACAAUCACAAGUUUUUGAACUUUGAGGAGCAGCUGAGCUCCAUGCACCUGGACAGUGAAUGUACUGAAAACACUGACGAAGAUGAGAAGAGUUGACAGUGGUGAAUCCCUCUGUGCCUAAAAAAAAACAAAAACAAAACCUGUGCUCAUUACGUGUUUAGAAGACACUAGGAUGGACCCACAUGCAGGAAAAGAGGAAUACACGGUGCUCUGCUGCAGUGGCCGUAAACCUGAGCAUUUUGUCAGGAAAUUAAUCAUGUUGCUAUAUUUGCAAUGAAUUGUGAAUUUCUUUAUUUUCUGUAUGAAAAGUAAUAUUUUUGUGGAUAAAGCUGUGUAUUUUUAGAGUGUGUGUUGGUUAUAAACUGGAGAGUUUAAUCACUGAUUUAUUUGGACCAAACCACUCGCUUGAACAAAUCCCACAAUAUGAACUUUGAAUCGUGAGAAAUGUGAACGUGAGAGAAUGUGUCAGGGUUUAUGUGCUGAAUGUGUGUAGAAUAUCCACCAGUGAUCAGCAGUGAGUUCAGUCCUAGAGUCAUUAUGGUGCAUUUUGAUUUUCUCUUUGUCAAUUCAGGUCAGUGUUGAGUAUUUUUCUGGCUUUUUUGCCUUUUGUCUGACAGGGACUUUUAGAGAGAUGACAGGAAAUUUAGGGAGAGAGAAGUUGAAUGAGAAGUCCCCAGCCGAACUCAGGCUGCAGGUGUUGCAGUUAACAUGGUCAGUGUCUUAUUUGGGCUCAAAUGAGGGCCAAAACAGAUUUCAAGCUUUUGAAGUUAUGGUUGUAUAUCACCCCUUUUAAAACUGUUGUUGUGUGUUUACACAUGCACACAAACACCCUGCUUUUGGCUGUUAAAGCAAAGCCAAAAUAUGGUGCGUUUAAUUUAGGCUGUGUCCCAAUUCGAUUCCCAGUCCCUACACCAAGUAUAUAUACUGUACACAGGGUUCCCACAGUCCUGGAAAACCUGGAAAGUCAUGGAACUUU